CGGAGCCCACCGCCAGCACCACCACCCGCUGGCCACAGCCCACCUGCCGCCCCGCAGCCCUCCUGCCCUUGCACCUGGACCCGGCUGUGAGAGGUCCCAGGCUCUGGAACCUGUCUGCUUGCUCCCUCCAGGUUCGUCCUCCAGCUCUGCUUCCAGCUGAAGCAUGAAUGGCCUCGAGGUGGCUUCCCCAGGUCUAACUGCCAACUCCUCCCUGGCCACUGCAGAGCAAUGUGGCCAGGAGACGCCGCUAGAGAACGUUCUCUUCGCCUCCUUCUACCUCCUGGAUUUCAUCCUGGCUUUUGUUGGCAAUGCCCUGGCCCUGUGGCUUUUCAUCCGGGACCACAAGUCGGGUACCCCCGCCAACGUAUUCUUGAUGCACCUGGCCGUGGCCGACUUGUCCUGUGUGCUGGUCCUGCCCACCCGCCUCGUCUACCACUUCUCUGGGAACCACUGGCCAUUUGGGGAAAUCCCGUGCCGCCUCACCGGCUUCCUCUUCUACCUCAACAUGUACGCCAGCAUCUACUUCCUCACUUGCAUCAGCGCUGACCGCUUCCUGGCCAUCGUGCACCCUGUCAAGUCCCUCAAGCUCCGCAGGCCCCUCUACGCGCACCUGGCCUGUGCCUUCCUCUGGGUGGUGGUGGCCGUGGCCAUGGCCCCACUGCUGGUGAGCCCACAGACCGUGCAAACCAACCACACGGUUGUGUGCCUGCAGCUGUACCGGGAGAAGGCCUCCCACCAUGCCCUCGUGUCCCUGGCCGUGGCCUUCACCUUCCCGUUUGUCACCACUGUCACCUGCUACCUGCUUAUCAUCCGCAGCCUGCGGCAGGGCCCCCGCGUGGAGAAGCGCCUCAAGAACAAGGCGGUCCGCAUGAUCGCCAUGGUGCUCACCAUCUUCCUGGUGUGCUUCGUGCCCUACCACGUGCACCGCUCUGUCUACGUGCUGCACUACCGCGGCCACGGCACCUCGUGCGCCGCCCAGCGCGUCCUGGCCCUCGGAAACCGCAUCACCUCCUGCCUCACCAGCCUCAACGGGGCGCUCGACCCAGUCAUGUACUUCUUUGUGGCCGAGAAGUUCCGUGACGCCUUGUGCAAUUUGGUCUGUGGCAAAAGGCUCUCGGGGCCACCCCCCAGCUUUGAAGGGAAAACCAAUGAGAGCUCGCUGAGUGCCAGGUCUGAGCUGUGAGCCCCGCAACACCAAGCCUGAGCCCAACCGCAGGCUGUCCUCAGAAGGACUCCCGCAUCAGGGUGCAAGCCACCCAGACUCAUGAAAGAGAGGUCCACCUACUCUCCAUUGGGUCACCCACUCUCUCCAAGGGCGAAACUCGGCACCCAGCACCCAGUUCUGCCUUAUCUGAUAUGCAAAACCCUAAUAGGGGACAGCCCUUAACAGGACCAGUCAGCCACCCCCUCUGACAGAGACUGUUUGACCCUGCUCACUUACAGUUACUAGAUAUUCAAUGACUUCAGCCUGUGGCGAUGAGACUGGAGGAACAGUUCCUGCACAAUGCGUGUCUUUCUUUCCCAGGGGCUGCUUGCUCGACUCCCAACCUCCCUCCACAAGAAACACAGAGCAGCGCAGCUCUACCGAGAGAAGCCCAGAAGGCAGCUGUGAGUGACUCCAGAGAAGGGGGUGCAGAACUCUUGGAGGAGAGGAAGGAGGGGUGUGUGGAUGUUUCCAUUGAAGCUCAGGGCGUUCUGAGUUCCCUGGGUGUCCCCUUUGCCAGAUGACCCCUAUGUUUAGGGGACAGGGACUCUAACUUAUAACUGAGGGUUGUGUGUACCUUUCAGGCUGGCCACCAGGUGACACCCAACAAAUGCGGCCUGUGGGGCCCAUCAUCGCAGUGCGGGGUUCUUGGCCCCGCCCACUGUGAACCCACACGCAGACCUGCACGUGGCCUGACAAUCCCCAAAGCUUCUCAGCAGCUGCCCGAUCCCUCUUGAGUCCUGGGCAAGCACGCGGCCUAAAUAGACAGAUAUGGGGAGCCAGGCCUUGUCACCGCCUGAGGACACAACUGGCAGAGAGCCUGGCAUGUGACCCUGGCCCCCACUAACCCAGACCAGCAGGGCUGUCCUUAGCCCUGCUCCCUCCCAAGAGGCUCUCCCAGCCUCAGUGGGCCAGCCUGGGGGCCGUUUUGCUCCAGAGCAUGGCACCUAGCACCCUAGCGGCUCCCCAUUUAUACUGAUUAUACUGACCAUAAACACAAGUGUACUUGAAGAUUCUGAAGGUUACUGGGUUUGGCUAACAUAAGUUCCUUCCCAGAACUUCUCCCUUUGACCCAAGAGUGGCAACGUGGAAGUGAAGACAGGACAGGACAGGCAGCACAUGCUGUUUUGCCUCUGGUUCUGAACGUCCUACGCAGGCCUGGCCCACGUGGAUGCUGAAGUUCUGCAGCAUGGGCCCCAGAGGGCCUGGAGGGUCUGUGGGGGGGCCAUGCUUCCUCUACAGCAGUACCGUACUUCCCUGAGCGCUCCCAGCCUCUCCCGCUUUCCCCAGCAGCCAGUGCUGUAGCGCAGAAGAAGAGAGGACACGCCCAGGCCCACACCCGGCAGGCGACCCGGGUCAGGACCCCCGUGACACCAUCUACCCCCCACAGCCCUUCCUGCCAAGUGCCCUGCAGACACCAGCACCGACACCAGACAACAUGGCCAGCAAGCGGGUGACAUCGCUACAGGCAGCAUCCAGAGCAAGCGGUGUGGCAGCAGAGGACAGAGGGGGUACAAGUACUCAGGCAGAAGGGGGGGGGAGUCAGAGACAGCAGGGGUGGGCGCUCAUUCUUCCCUGGCACGGGGAGGAGAGACCAGCAUCCAGAUGGGGCCUGUUGCGUUUGGGAGACUCGGUGGGCUCCAAGCAAAGACGGUACAUGGGUAGCUGAGAACCCAAGGGAAUGGUGUAGUGUGGAGGGGUGCAUCCAGAU
Messenger RNA from Neofelis nebulosa (Clouded leopard), 2915 nucleotides. It is a transcript of the gene GPR17, whose product is annotated as G protein-coupled receptor 17. Gene Ontology annotation, biological process: positive regulation of Rho protein signal transduction; phospholipase C-activating G protein-coupled receptor signaling pathway. The transcript is spliced from 2 exons. Gene Ontology annotation, cellular component: membrane. Gene Ontology annotation, molecular function: G protein-coupled receptor activity. Bases 164 to 1183 code for a protein of 339 amino acids. NCBI's taxonomy places the organism in Eukaryota, Metazoa, Chordata, Mammalia, Carnivora, Felidae. The record is from RefSeq and is a predicted model, not a curated record.